Molecule: messenger RNA, 1030 nt
Organism: Anguilla rostrata (American eel)
Lineage: Eukaryota; Metazoa; Chordata; Actinopteri; Anguilliformes; Anguillidae
Exons: 2
Coding region: 1-705 (234 amino acids)
Source: RefSeq, a predicted model, not a curated record
AUGUCCUACCAAAAGUCUGUGCCUCUGCUUUUCGAAGAAAUGUGUGGUAAAGGCAUGAUGUGCCAAUGGCAAGUUUACACAAACAGACUUGCAAGUAGCGACGCGCAAAAUCUGGAGCUCAAGGAUGACUCAAGGAGAGGGAGCAACAAGCAAAGCUGGCACAAGUGUGGAAGGAAACCAGGUUAUCGUGGGAGGAGGGGUAGAGCACACGGCCACUGCCCCCCUUACAGCAAACAUGAUCGACCAGGUUGUCAGCCUCCAGGGACGGUGUCGCUGCGUCCUGUCAACAUUCAAGGCAACAGAGCACCAGGCAUGAGAGCCCCAAGAAACACAAAUCAAUUCCUAAUGCACGAGAAAUACCAGAUGAUGCAUAUGCGAUCCGAUUCCAUUGGUACAGACAGUGGGUCGGACUGCGAAAUGGACUUUGCGGACAUGGACUCUUAUCUCGGUGUGCUGGAAAACGCCAGAGGCGCUCUAAUGGACAGUCCUGAUCUAUCUCCGUCACCAUCUGCCCGAUUUUGUUCACGACAAUUGGCGAAGCACCAACAGUUUACAUUCUUCAGCUUCAGUGAGCUGCACCAAGAGGAGAGUAUGCAGUAUUUUCCUUCAGAAGACGAUGUCAUGCAAAGUGAGGAUUUCAUGCAAAAAGACUUCAAUGAGUUCUGCAGUGCAAUAGCCACAGUACCCCCUUACGCUGUUGCGUAAGGGACCACCAGCCUGCAGCAAAAUUGUUGUCAAGAGAGGUUGACAAGAAAACAUGGCUGUGUUUUUGUACAGACCAACAGGUAUACUUAAUGUAUUAUAGUAACAUGUCUGAUAAUCUGCUUUUGGCAAAUGUUACACGUGAUUAAUUUUUCUGUAUGCUAUUUUGCAACGGAGAACGAAAGGGUGGAGUAGGAGUUCGCCGUAACAGCCAAUCAUGCUCGGGCUCGCGAAAUUAUUGACUUCAGUCAUAAUACGCCAUUGCCUAGUGCUGUCAUUGUAAAUACUGUACAGGAUUUUUGAAAAUAAAUAUCAUAUAAACUGGUUA